Molecule: messenger RNA, 1147 nt
Organism: Saitoella complicata NRRL Y-17804
Lineage: Eukaryota; Fungi; Ascomycota; Saitoellomycetes; Saitoellales; Saitoellaceae
Product: mitochondrial carrier
Exons: 2
Coding region: 183-1076 (297 amino acids)
Biological process (GO): transport
Molecular function (GO): transmembrane transporter activity
Source: RefSeq, a predicted model, not a curated record
CACUCGGAUCACCACCAAACCAAUUGCAUUGGUCAAUCGACCAUCACGGUCUGCGGAGUUCCAUUCAAGGUCCUCACUCCCUUUCGCUUCCGUAUCUCCGGACACCCACCCUCGUUUCGCUCAUACCUUCGCACUCACCCUUCGCUUUACAUUCCAACCCGCACUCAGCUCUGAUUCUUUGUAUGGCCUCCUCAGUCAACGAUUUCAUCGCGGGCUACCUCUCCGGAAUCGCAGGGCUACUCAUCGGCUCGCCCCUCGACAUCAUCAAAGUACGUCUCCAAGCAUCCACCAUCUCUCAACACGCCCGUCCGCCAACGAACGCGGAACCACCACCAGCAUUUACCACGACCAGCUCGUACUUCCGGGGCGUACUGGCCCCACUGGUCGGCUUGGGCGCACUAAACGCCCUCUUAUUCGUCAGCUACGGCAAAACACUCGAGAUCCUCUCCCCUCCACCAGGAGCAUCAGCAGGAACCGAGUUUGGAAUCGAGAGGCAGCUUGCUGUUUACUCUGCCGGCGCGGUAGCCGGGUUGGCGUGUUGUCUCAUCACAACACCCACCGAACUAAUAAAAUGCCGUACCCAAGUCCACUCCAACAACUCCCUCUUGAUCGCCCGCACAAUCUGGCGAACGGAAGGUCUCCGCGGUUUAUACCGAGGCGUCUGUAUAACCUCGCUCCGCGACGCCAUAGGCUACGGAUUCUACUUUUGGGGUUACGAAGGGCUCAAAGUAGUGCUGCUGGAGGGAACGGGGGAUGAUGAAGUUAGUAGGGUUUUGGUGGCGGGGGGGUUGGCGGGGUGUUUGAGUUGGGCUUCGAUAUUGCCGUUGGAUGUUGUAAAGACGCGCGUACAAACAGUCUCUUACGCUACACGUUCUUCAUCCUCGUCACGAACACCGCUGCUACGAGAGCGGCCAGCAGAGAGAGUAUCGGCGUGGCAGAUUGCCAAGGCGGCAUUGAAGCAAGAAGGAGCCACUGUCUUUUUCCGGGGGAUGGGUGUUACCAUGGUGAGGGCGUUUAUUGUUAACGGGGUUACGUUUGGGGUUUACGAGUGGGCUUCUGGAAGUCUGGUGGGGUGACAGGGCACUAAUCUAGAAGUCAGGAACCACAGACGCCGCCCCCUGCAAUUUUCGCCCCCUUGUGAUCCGAG